UCGAACCAUCUAUUAAAACAGAAAGCCCGUAGCUUAUUACAGAUUUUCAAAUAUUUGGUUUUGAAUAUUCAGUAAAAAUGUUAACUCCUUCAAGACGAAUUCUUUUUGAAAAUACCCCUUUUUACUAUCCAUUUGGUAACACCGGUGCCGAAAACGCACUGGAAGACUUCAACUGUCGGUCACUAGACGAAAUCAAGGUCCUAUUUUUGGGAUGUGGCGACUUGAGGAACGCGCUAAAAACUGUGGCCAAUAACAAGAAACAAAAGUUAUAUAUUCAUCUAAAUGACUGGAACCCUUCCAUUAUUGCUCGAAAUAUUUUGAUGCUAAAAGUGAUUUCAGCGUCGGAUUUUGAUACCAAUAAUGAAGAUGAUGUUGCCUUUUUAUGGGAUCUUUGGUAUAACGCCGAAUGGCCAGAAGCCACACGUCAGAAAUUUAAUUUGGUUUUAAAGGAACUAUUGGACAAUGCGUUACCAGAAAAUGUUGUUAUUCCGAAAAGCAAAUGCUUGCAAAGCUUGCAAUCUGUGUGGCGCUAUUGGAAUCAUGUUUCUUCUAAAUCAAAAUCUGAAGGGAAGCUUCUCAUGGAUAAAAUGCACGAAGAAAGAAACAACGCAAUGUUGAAGGGCUGGAUCAGAUCGAAUCCCAAGAUCAAUGAUGAGCAGGACAAUCCUACGAUACCGGAAGCCGCAAUAGAGGGAUUUACACGAAAUUUAGCGUCAAAAUUCGAAGAUGACGUUCAAGACUCAACCAAAGUGUUGAUAGAAAAAGAAGUUCGUCUGUAUUUCUCAACAGGUACCUGUAGCUUGCAUAGUGGAAUGCGAAAUGUAUGCGUCAACCCAACGUUGCUCGACCAUACUACCUAUCGCUGGCAAGUCCACUACCAAUUAUGCCCUUUUGACGGCUACUUUCCAUUGACUCGAGAAGAACUUGACACGUCAGAUAAUAAAGGAAUACUGAUCCGAACAUGCCAGAAAAUACUUCGGGGCUUUGUGGCUGAAUUUAAAAAGCGCAGUGACAAAGUCAAAAUCUUUUUCCACCUAGAAGACGCCCUGGAGUUUUGCCUCUCUGAAUCGAUCUUGUCGUUUGACGUGAUUGAUUGUUCCAACUUGGCGGAUCACGUUGGAUUAGUAAACUUGAUCAACGCUUGUGAGAAGAAAUUAAUGGAUACCCCCGAAGCUGUGUUGUAUACCGAGUCCAUGUUGUGGCCAUCGUUGGCACCCUCUCUAUUAAAGUACAUCGAAGAAGCCCUUUGCUGCCCGCUGAGCAUGAUUCCAACGAUUUAUGGAUUGAGACUGGCAACUCACGUCGAAUUCGGCUCUAACAAGCCUAUAAACUUACGCCAACAAAUGGCGAAUGCCUUCAAGCUGUGCUGGAAAAAAGUUUUGCCAUUUGGAAAUUUAUCGCUCAGCCCUUCCCCAACUUUGACUCGCUGCCUUGAUCAGCUAACGCAGAAAUGUUUCACAUCAAAUGAGUUAAGCCAAUGGCAGGGUGCAGGGGUAAGAUGCGGAAUGUCAUGCUAUUCCCCACUUACCUUUAAUUACGUGUUGGAUUCCAUGGCCCAGCGCGUUGGAGGGACUGAAUGUUUGAGAAACCUCAAAAUUCACGAAUUGGACUUUUAUUCAGCAUUUAAUUUGGCGCAACGAACAGCACAAGCCUGGAGAAAUGGUCAAGCAAUUUCAAAGGUGUCAUUUGAUAUCCAAACAAAUGUUUAUCCUCUAAUGGGAACGCCCUUAAUCAGGAUCUUAUUGAUCCCGAUUGAAAAACUUAUAAAUUCCUAUGUAUUGCAAUUGGUUUCCAGUGACUUUGAAAAAAAUCUACCCAAAUUAUCUGAAUUGAAUAUCCAUGUCAUCGAUAACUGUGAGAUUAAAAUCAAAAAGACUCGUGAUUGUGAAAUGGAAACAAUCAGCGUUUCCUUUUUGCUUGUGCCCGGCCACGGUCUCGAAAAAACUCAUGCGGUAUACAUCUUUGAUGCUUAUAUUGGGUUACCGAUUACUCUGAUUGAAGAAAUAUCGAAGAUGCGAGUGGAAGCUUUUCAUCAACCUUAUCCGUGGCGUUCUAAAGGAUCUGCACUUCCUCUGGCCAACAGCAAUGGAUUGCAAGUUAACAACUGCGUCGAAUCUGAGGACUCCUUCGUCCUUCAGAUAGUGGUUGAAAGUAGUAGCAAGAAUAUUUCAGGUUUAAAUGUCGCCACGAACCAACGUCUACCUUGUGAGUCAGCCCACGAUGUCAUUAUAUCGUUGAGUCAACCAAAGAGCAUCAAACCGUUGAAAUUAUCUUUCCCUUAUCCCAUCAUGGUCAACGAGAUUCGUGCUACUCUUCACCGCAAGGAUCGUUCAAUCAACCUCGUCUUAAAAAAGGCCCUCUACGAACCCUGGCCUCAUGAAUUUCACAAUCAACAAUCAAGAUGGAUUGUGUUGGAUAGCCUAAAACUGUGGGAAGAUAGAAACACUGUACAAUCGUUGGGAUUGCAUCUCGGCUUUCAGUUCAAACUGAGUGAUAUCAAAAAUAUGCCCUUGACAAACAAAUCUGCUUUAAAUGAAGUUCGAGACACCAUCAAACAUUUUUUUAAUUAUGCAACUGUCCAUGGCAGAAACGAAUAUUUCGGCAUCCGUAGGAAGGAUUCAACCCAAAGCCCUGAUUGGUGCAUCCGAGCACAUCUGCCUGUUCGAAUUUCACCUGUGGGCAGUCCACUUUUGAUCCUGUCAGCUGUUGACCAUCGGCUAGCCGAAAAUCUUACUAAGCAAGGAAAACUGAAUAAGAAUGAUGAUUUUAAUGAUUAUGUACGAAUUUAUGCACAACCGUCGAAUGGAAGCCAAAAUCGUACGAUUUUUACUUUCACGUCAGAAGAGGAGCAGCUGCUGCGCUAUAUUCUACGACUGAAUUCGACCCAAAUCGUACCCACCACUUGGCAAAAGAAGAAUCUUCCCCAAGGAGAAAACAGUCCAUGGCUGGCUACCUUCAUAUCACCACUCUACGAUGACCAUCCAAUGGAUCAAGCAUCGCUCGAUGCCUGUCAAAAGACAGAAGGAAUAAAUCCAAAGGGGAAAAGCUGCGCAUUCUGCAAGAAAAUUUCCGAAAAUCUGAAGCGUUGCAGUCGCUGCCGCACCGUCGUUUACUGCAGGGUCGAGUGUCAGCGUGGGCAUUGGACUCUGCACAAAACCGUCUGUACUAAUACUUGUCAAAAGUGAAAACGAUUUUGGAAAAAUGUUUUGAUGCAAUAC
This is a messenger RNA of Daphnia pulicaria, 3218 nucleotides long. RefSeq lists its product as uncharacterized. The transcript has 4 exons. NCBI's taxonomy places the organism in Eukaryota, Metazoa, Arthropoda, Branchiopoda, Diplostraca, Daphniidae. Gene Ontology annotation, biological process: regulation of transcription by RNA polymerase II. The record is from RefSeq and is a predicted model, not a curated record. Bases 78 to 3185 code for a protein of 1035 amino acids. Gene Ontology annotation, cellular component: nucleus. Gene Ontology annotation, molecular function: DNA-binding transcription factor activity, RNA polymerase II-specific.